Closterium sp. Naga37s-1 is the source of this 3411-nucleotide messenger RNA. The record is from the annotation of a GenBank genome assembly. NCBI's taxonomy places the organism in Eukaryota, Viridiplantae, Streptophyta, Zygnematophyceae, Desmidiales, Closteriaceae.
AUGGCGUCAGUAGCGCUGCCGCCAUGUCCGCGCCAUUCCCGCCAUGCCGCGCUGCUCCCUGCUCCACCCGUCAGUCCUCUCCGCGUCUUUCUCACAUCCACUCCGCCUCGCAACCCCGCGAGGCUGUCUCUCUGCUGCCUGCGCUGCACCGCCACCCGACAGCCGCACGCACACGACCUGCGGCGUGGUACUAACGCAGCGGCUCGGGGGCCGCUGCGCGCUGCGACGUCCGGGUGUGGCGGAGAGCAUGAGGGGUGGAUGGCACGGCCCGCAGCGGCGGAGAGAGCCGGCCACACUCGAGGCGGGCCGCGGGGACCCACUCGUCGCCUUGCCUUGGGCCCGGGCUCGAGCGGCACGCGGCGACCGCCUGGUUUCACCCUGCAUCCUGCGCAUCGCCUUCGCGCCCGCUGCCGGCUGCACGCGGCAGUAGGCGCGCUACCUCCGCGCGCGCCCUUGACCGCGCGCUUGCGCCGCACAGCCCUCGGCCGGCCGUCACCACAGUGGCGGCGGUGCGCGCCGGGAGUGGCCGCCGCGUCGCUGCGGGCUGACCUUCUGGCGCAGGCGUGGCGGGCGCAGGGGAGCGCGCAGGCGCAAGCCGUGGGCGCGGAUGGCGGGAUACGCAAUGGCCAGGGGAUAGGGUUCUGGCGGGCGGACGAUGCGGGCGCCGCGGGGUGGCGCGGCGGUGGGGAUGAGGUGCGAGACGAGCAGCGAGCGGGGUGGCAGGCGGAGGGGCAAGCAGGCGCGGCGGAAGCGGAGGAGAGCGAGGCGGAGAAGGAGAAGCGGAGGCGAGGGCGCAUCAGCGAGGCGAACAAGGGGAAAGUGCCGUGGAACAAGGGCAGGCAGUGGAGCGCAGGUGCGUGCGCUCUCCGCGCCGGUGCGCGCACGAGUUGCGCAGCCUCCAUUCCACCGCAUGUACACUCGCAUCUGUCGCUCCCCUCCGCCUUGCGCUUGUCCCCCGCCUUGCCCUUGUACCACGCUAAAGUGCGGCCUCGCUUCCCCCUUGUCUCUUUCCCAGAGGUUCGUGCGAAGAUCCGCGAGAGAACGAAGCAAGCAAUGAGUAACCCCGAGGUGCGCGAGCGGCUUCGCGACCACGGGCACACGCAAAGCGCGGAGACGCGGUCGCUGAUUCGCGAGCGCAUGCGCGCGGCGUGGCAGCGCAAGAAGCAGGAGCGCCUGACGGCGCUGGCGCUGCUGGCGGAGUGGCAGGGGGAGCUGGCGGCGGCCGCGCGGGUGGGGCUGGCGGGCGACCGCGAGCUGGUGCGGUGCGGCAACGGGCGCGUCGUGUACGCGGACGAGGUGCUCGCGCGCGCCUCCGCCAAGCGCGAGCGCCGUACGCCGCGCACCUCCGCGCCGCCACGAGAGUGCGGAGAGGGUGGCUCCGCGGCGGCUGGCAAGGGCCGUGGCGAUGGUGGGACGAGCGGGGGCGAGGGGGAGGAAACGGCGUGGGGAGAGGGUGAAGGGAGCGGUGGAAGCAGCGAGAAGCGGGUGGCGGUGAGGCGGGGGGGGCAGAGCGAGGAGCACCGGCGGCGAAUAUCGGAAGCCAUCAAAGCCAAGUGGGCCGACCCCGCCUACCGCAGCAACGUGGCGCGCGGCAUGAAGAGCGUGCAGCGCACCCCGUCUUCCGCCGACCCCACUUCGCCUGCCCCCGCGCCUGCUGCCGCGCCCAGGGCAGCGAGAGCUCGCAGGGCAGUGCGGGUGGGAGAGAGGGAGCGCAGAGAGACGGCCAAGGAGACGGCAGCGGGAGCAGCGGCAGCGGGGGGACAAGAGGCGGAGGGGGGAGGAGAGGGCGGGGAGGGAGCAGCAGGGCGCGGCGCGGCGGUGGUGGUGCAGCAGGCGGACGAGGCGUUCGUGCAGGCCGUGAUGGCCGCGGAGAGCGCGCAGGCGGAGGGCGCGCAGGGCGCACAGGGCGCGGCGCAGGGCGCAGAGCAGGCGCAGGGGGAUGGGGGGGGCAUGCGGUUCAAGCGCGUACUCAUUGUGCGGCAGGCAGGCGGUAGUGCGGGGGAGGAGGAGGCGCGGGGUGUGGGCGGUGAGGAGAGAGUAGAGGAGAGCACAGGGGUCGCUGUGCGUGUGGGUCUGCUAGGGGAAGGUGGCUUGCAAGGUGGAGAGGAAGGCAAGGGGGAGGAGGAAAGGGAAGUGGAAGAGGAAGGAGUCGAAGGAGGGGAGGAAGAGGAAGUGGAGAGCGAUAUGGAGGACAUGAAGACUCUAGUGGAGGCCGGUGGGGAGAGUGGUUGGCGGUUCAGUGCUGGGGACCGCAGGCAGGCGAAGGGGGCGAGUGGGAGUGAUGGUGGUGCAGGGCAGGGCGGUGUGAGUGGUGGUUUGCAUGGGGGAGAAGGGACAGGCAAUGGCGCCGUCAGGCAACAUCAUGCGCCGCCCUCUGCUGCACCGCUGCCCUCGCUGCUCCCCCUCUCACCCACCACCAAUCAAAGGCGCCUGGCUCGCCAGCUCAUAGCGAGGCGACGCCGACAGCUGGCGGAGAGGGCAAGGGUGCUGAUGCAGGAGGCACAGAGUGCAGCGCAGUCGUUGGAGGCGCUGGCAGCGAGGGACGCCACGGCCAUGGCAUCGCUGCUCGAGACACGCCGCCUGCUGGACCAGGCAGGCCGCGCUGUGGCCCGCGCUGAGAGGACAACUGCGCUACCACUCACGCCCAAGGGCGCGCCGGGAGGGGUACCCGCGCACAGAGUGCCUGGGGGGGACUGGCGCCGUGGGUUGAGUGGCAGUGGCAGUGGCACUGCUGCUUGGACGCAUGCUGGCGCCACGCCGGGGUGUGGUGGUGACGGGGGGCAGGCACGGGCGCAAGUACGAGGAGCAGAGUCCGAGGCAAUGCGGGGGGAAGGGGGGAACGGCGCAGUGCACAGUGCGGUGCAUGGUGCAGAUGGCGAGGCCGCGAGUGCGAGAGUGGUGGGGAGCAUGGGUGGGGUGCCUGGGAGUGAGUGGCAAGGGGGCCAAGUGGGCAGCAGCAGCGCCGCACAGGGCAAGUGGGUUGAAGGCGGAGGGGAAGUCGAAGGCAAGGGUGUGGAUAGCAGUGUAAAGUGGGUGGGGGUGAAUGGUGCGCGGAUAAGUGCAGGUGCAGAAGCGGGGUCAGGGGAGGAGGGGCGGCAGGAGUUGAGGCGUGCAGAGUCAGGUGCGGGAGAGAGGGAGGCUGUGGUGGAGACGCCUCCAGGCAUGCUGCUCUAUCCUCUCCUCACCUGCCAGCAGGACCACCCCAACCCCUUCCACCGCUGCUCACCCAUCGCCUGCUGCCCGCCCCGCCUCAGCCCUGCCAGUUGCCUCUCUGCACCGUGCCAGCCCCUCGCUGCUGCUUGCUGCCGCUGCCGCACUGCCCUCCAGGCAUGCCCACAGGAGGAAAGCGGCCGGGGGGAGGAGCAAAGUGAGGGGGCGGAUGCAAACAGGGAGGGACACGAUGCUGGAUAG